AAAAUAGUCUUUGGGAAUUUAAAAUUUACACAAAAGGUCAAAGUUUGUUGGUGAGGAAGAUCAAGGGGAAUAUAUUUUUAUGGAACACACUGUGAAAACUGGGAAAAAAUUUCAGAUAGGUGCAAUUUUGACCGGAAUAAUUUUCAUCCUUCUCUACAUUACUGUAAAAAUUCCCGACUUCCAUCACCAAAUAUUUAAAGGUAGACAAUUACCUCAGCCGUCUCCAAAGUACCAAGCAAGUCUUAACUCUAACAAAAGUGAUGUUGCAAGUGGAACCGGAAGUAACAGUAAAAUUCUCAGGUCUAACAAGAGCGAUGAUUUGCGCAGAACCGGAAGUAAUGGUGGAUUUCUCUGUGGUUCUGUUAAGGGAAAUUUAGGAAACCGGCUAUUUGUGUUCGCAUCAAUAUAUGGCAUUGCCAAAAUGAAGAACAUAACUUAUUUCAUCCCAAAGCAUGACAGCCUGUAUAGUGUAUUCAACCUGUUCAAUGAUUCUAGUUUAAUCAUUUCAAAGGAUUCCCGAAAGUGCAAAGGGACAUUUUUCCGCAAAGAAAGAAUAUGCUGUGGUUAUGAUCCUAAGUUACUAAACUUUGAGGCUAAUGCAGGAUAUACAUUAAUUACUUAUUUACAGUCCUGGAAGUAUUUUGAAGGAGCAAAGAAGAACUUGAGGAAGCAAUUGAUUUUUAAAACAGACAUCCAACUCUGGGUAAAUCACACAUUAGAAAAAAUAUCCAAAGAGCAGAAUUACUCAGAAUAUGAUGACGUCACAUUUAUCGGUGUUCACGUGAGGCGUGGGGAUAUGAUGACCAGUGUGUCUGCGUAUGGCUAUCAAGUCGCCACACCGGAAUAUUUACACAGAGCUAUAAACAGAUUUAUACACUUACCAAAUGUAAUUUAUAUCGUUUGCUCACUAGAAAUCCAGUGGGUCAAAAAACAAUUUCAAAACAUCACAAACGUUUAUUAUAGUGACCCAAGACAUGGAGCUCAUAAAGACUUGGCGCUAUUGGCUGCUUGUGAUCACGUGAUAACGACUGUGGGGACCUUUGGUUGGUGGGGUGCGUGGCUCUCGGGCGGUAAUGUGACCUACUUUAAGUGGCCUGCAAAACCAGGAUCUGGCCUAAGAAAACAGUUCAGCAAGGAUUACACGGAUUUCUUCCCCCCAGAAUGGACUGGCAUUUGAAUGUAUAUAGAGGCGUGGACUGGCAUUUGAUUGUUAUAGAAGAUCCAUGACAUUUCAUUUGAAAAUUCUUGUCGUCAUUAUCCGAAUAGAUAUUAUUUUAAAAUGAGUGUUGUUUCAAAAAU
Molecule: messenger RNA, 1299 nt
Organism: Saccostrea cuccullata (small rock oyster)
Lineage: Eukaryota; Metazoa; Mollusca; Bivalvia; Ostreida; Ostreidae
Product: galactoside alpha-(1,2)-fucosyltransferase 2-like
Exons: 2
Coding region: 80-1177 (365 amino acids)
Biological process (GO): carbohydrate metabolic process
Cellular component (GO): membrane
Molecular function (GO): galactoside 2-alpha-L-fucosyltransferase activity
Source: RefSeq, a predicted model, not a curated record